Messenger RNA from Didymosphaeria variabile, 861 nucleotides. RefSeq lists its product as uncharacterized. The transcript has a single exon. The record is from RefSeq and is a predicted model, not a curated record. Bases 1 to 861 code for a protein of 286 amino acids. Lineage: Eukaryota; Fungi; Ascomycota; Dothideomycetes; Pleosporales; Didymosphaeriaceae.
AUGUCCACUCCCACCGGAACUGGCAGGAUUUACAAGGACCACCAGGUCUUACACGUCCGAGAUCAGGCCGAUCAAGCUAGCUUCUUCGAGCUGGUCAAGGACGACACAGUGCUCGCGAAGUUUCAGCAGCACGUCCGGAAGCUCGUGAUCCAUCUGAAUGCCAGGCAAUUGAUGCUGUCUAAGCAGGACAAUCUGGUGUUGGCACUCAACCGUCUUCACCCUACUCGCAACGGUGCCAAUAUAACUAACCCUCACAAUCUAGAAACAAUCUGCUUCGUCGUCGACAGUGACAUCCUUUUCACGAGGUUCAACUAUGCAUUAACGUCACCAACGCCCUACACCGAUGAGGACGGAAGGCUCGCUGAUCUGCUCCGCAACACCCUCACCCCUGCGAAGAAGAAGGAGAUAGCUUUCCAGGUUACGAGCACUGUGGGGCCCAUCACGCCAGCGCUACUUGGCCUCCGCUGCAUCAAGAACGUCGUCUUCGAAACCUUUCCCCGCCCAUGCAAGCUGGAGGGUGGCUUUCGUGAGAUGCUAGAGCUUACCCUACCCUGCGCAGCGGCGCUCGUUGAAAACAUCCCGCCCCCCUCUCGCGAUUCAUUGCGUCCUUACGCCACCGCAGAUUUCGACAAAGAAGGUAAUUUCCGCUCCGAUGCAUAUGAUGCCGACACUAGCAUCAACCCAUACGAAGAGGGCGAGCAGUUUGACACAAAUCACAUCGACGGGAAUGACGGGUUCACCUUGUACAACAUGGUGGCCAUCAACCCACAGAAGGACGAUCAGAUCUAUGACGCGUCCGCCUUUGGUUUUGAUUCGAUGCCAACGGAUCUCCAGAGCAUCCAACUUGGCUGGAAAAUCUAG